This is a messenger RNA of Belonocnema kinseyi, 2893 nucleotides long. RefSeq names its product protein scalloped (gene scalloped). The coding region runs from base 436 to 1866 and encodes 476 amino acids. Gene Ontology annotation, molecular function: DNA-binding transcription factor activity, RNA polymerase II-specific; RNA polymerase II cis-regulatory region sequence-specific DNA binding. Lineage: Eukaryota; Metazoa; Arthropoda; Insecta; Hymenoptera; Cynipidae. The transcript is spliced from 12 exons. Gene Ontology annotation, biological process: hippo signaling; embryonic organ development; regulation of transcription by RNA polymerase II. Gene Ontology annotation, cellular component: transcription regulator complex. The record is from RefSeq and is a predicted model, not a curated record.
GAGUGGUGACUCUCUCGUUCGUAUUUAUCAGGGGGGCCCCGGAAUAAUAACGUGCGAAUUUUCGCGAAAAGCCGUGUGCCACCGCGUAGAACCACGUCAGCUCGCCCUGUGUGACAUGAGAUGUGACGCAUCCGUGAACCGCGGGAAAAGUCGAGUGUGAUCUGGUUUUUUGUUGUUGCUGUUUUGUUCGAGAGGUUUUUGUUUGCGGAGUUUCCCUGGACUUGAUUUUAGUGAAAGUGUAGUUUUUUAUUCAAGUGCGUAAUAUUCUGAGGCGUACUUUGAGUACUUUUUGCUCCGAAAGGCUAUAACGAAUUUUUUUCGUGAGCCAAACUCGUGAGCUGGACCACACUUUUCUGCCCAAUUUGGAUGGAUACCGUGCAUUAUUUUUGGAGUGCAUCGUCGUUGCCGUCAUCCUGACCUGCCAGAGAAAUCCUCAUGAAAGACUGGGAACUCAGUACUCAAAAUAGCAUCGGUAAGUGUGCUGAUAUUCCAGGCUCUGUGGAUCCCUACUCGAAAUUCAGCAGUGCGGUGGCUGCAGCCGACACCAUUUCCUCACCGUGGACUCCUGCGAGUUCCGGGCCGCCGCCCGACGCCAACGGCUCCGGCUCGGAUACGAAAAACCUGGACGUCGGCGAGAUCAGUGAUGACGAGAAGGACCUGUCGGCGGCGGACGCGGAGGGCGUGUGGUCACCGGAUAUCGAGCAGAGCUUCCAGGAAGCUCUCACCAUAUAUCCGCCAUGCGGUCGACGUAAAAUCAUCCUCUCGGACGAGGGAAAGAUGUAUGGUCGCAACGAGUUGAUUGCGCGUUAUAUCAAACUAAGGACCGGUAAGACGAGAACGCGAAAGCAAGUCUCCUCUCACAUACAAGUCCUUGCGAGGAGAAAACUGCGUGAAAUACAGGCGAAACUCAAAGUGGAUCAUGCCGCAAAGGAGAAGGCGUUGCAGACAAUGUCGAGCAUGUCGAGUGCCCAGAUAGUAUCGGCUGGCAGUGCGAUACACAACAAGAUGCCCCCCGCCCUCGUGGGGCCCCUUGCCCUUCACGCUUCCACCCCCGUCUCCUAUCCCGGAGCGCAAUUCUGGCAGCCCGGUUUGCAGCCAGGAACGUCCCAAGAUGUCAAACCUUUUCCACAACCGGCUUACACCGGAAAACCGGUUUCGGCGGUCACAACAGGCGACAUGGUCCAAGCACAACCACCUCCGCCAUGGGAAGGACGUGCCAUCGCUACUCACAAAUUAAGACUCGUCGAAUUUUCGGCCUACAUGGAACAACAAAGAGAUCAAGACAUAUACCACAAGCACCUGUUCGUCCACAUAGGAGGUUCGGCGACGUACGCGGAUCCCCUCCUGGAGGCAGUGGACGUGAGGCAGAUUUACGACAAGUUCCCGGAGAAGAAAGGCGGCCUCAAGGAGUUGUACGACAAAGGACCUCAGGUAGCCUUCUUCCUCGUCAAGUUCUGGGCGGAUCUCAACACCAACAUCCAGGACGAGGCGGGAGCUUUCUACGGAGUAACGAGCCAGUAUGAGAGCAAUGAGAACAUGACGAUAACGUGUUCGACGAAGGUUUGCUCGUUCGGGAAACAAGUGGUGGAGAAGGUGGAGACCGAGUACGCCAGGUUCGAGAACGGAAGGUUCGUUUAUCGCAUCAGCCGCUCCCCCAUGUGCGAGUACAUGAUCAACUUCAUUCAUAAACUGAAGCACCUACCUGAAAAGUACAUGAUGAACAGCGUUCUCGAGAACUUCACCAUCCUGCAGGUUGUGACAAACAGAGACACGCAGGAAACGUUACUGUGCACAGCGUACGUCUUCGAAGUCUCGACGUCCGAACAUGGUGCUCAGCAUCACAUAUACAGAUUAGUCAAAGACUAGCCUGAUUAACCUGCUCGUCAUGCAGCCAUCCACCCCCAUCAGUGCCUACCAUCACACAAAUUCAUUCAUACAAAUAAUCACACACAACACGACACUCUACACUUUUGCCAAGCGACUUGAAAAGAUCGCAAAAACUCAAAAACGAAAACAAUUAAACAGACACGUGCGAUUACAAAAUUUGCUAGACGCACGAGUUUCGCUCGUUCUGAGUCUCUUCCAUGGCGACUAUACAAAAAAAGCCCACAGACAAUCGGUGACCGUGCACCUAACUAUUUCGUUUUUACUUAGAAGAAUCGGCAUCGAAAAAAAAAAAACAAAGAAAAAAACGAAAAUACCAACGUCUCCCAGGAUUUAAUCGGAAGGAAAUUUAUCGUUUUCUUAUUAAUCAUGUGCAAUUUCAAAUACCUCCGGAGAAGCUUUUAGGGAUCUCCAAGAUUUCGCAUCGAAAUUCAGAUUUUUUAUUUGUAAAUGUGUGCAAUUUCUAUUUGGCCGAAGAUUUUUGUUUUUUUUCGAGAAUUUUCAAACGCGGUAGAAACCAGGACGCACGUGUACACAGACACUUAUACCUGCAGCCAAGCCGAGAACGAGUUUGCCUCGAAAUUGAGAACUUCGAAUGAUAUCACAGCAAUUCACAAAGAUCUCGAAUUUGUAUUGUUUUUUUUUUCUCUAGGCAGCGAUUGUCUUACAGUAUUCAAAGAGCUUUUUCUUUUUGCGAGUAGUGUCGAUUGUCUAGAAACCGUUCCAGGGACGAAUCUAAUAUUUUUAAUCAAAAGGAAUUUGAAUUUGGCGCCAAAUCUUGUAGGUUAUGUUUCAAGUGUGGCUGCAACAUUUCGGCGCGAAGUUUGAAUUUCAAAUUAGAAUUUUGCAGGGAGGCCGUCAGACGAAUUUUCUGAGUCCGGGAAAUUAUUUUUUCGAGGAAAACUUGACAAUUUUCGAGUUUAGAAUGCGCAAUUCUAAAAUCUUUUACUUUACAAACUUUCCAUUUGAGGACUUUUAUUUUUUAAGCGUGAAUUUUACAUUUUAAAAG